AUGGUUAGUUUAGAAAGUGGUAGUGAACGUGAUAACCUUUUCGAAUCAACUGAUGGUGACGAUGAUAAUAAUACUCAUCAUGAACAUUUAAAUGAUUUUGAUGAUCGUAGAAAAAGAUAUGAAAAGAAUCAAACAAAGAUUCAAGUUAAUGAACGUCGUCCAUUAAUGGAUUCAAUUGGUGUUUUAUCAUCAACAACAACUUUAAAUUCAUCAAAAAACAUUAUUCCUGAUAAUGGAAAUAACAGUAAUAAUAAUAAUAAAAAUUCAGAAAAAAGUGAUAGAGAUAAUUCAGAUGAAAUUAAUAAUAAAAAGUAUGGUUGGGAUGGAAAGAGUAAAAGAAAUUUAAAUAAGAAAUCAUUGAAAUCAGUAUUGAUUCGUCUUCAUUUAUCUUAUAGUUUUGCAAUAAUUUUAUUGUUUGGAUUUAUAUCAAUGGGAUUAUGGAUAUCUUUUAGUGUAGUUUAUGAAAAUUCUCAAUCUGGUAUUAUAUUAGGUACAAGUUGUGGAAGAUCAUUAAAUGGUCGUGAUAUUAAUUUCUAUGCAUCUGAAUUAUUAAAUUUUGAUAAUGAUUUUCAAUUCAAUCAAUCUAUAAUUAAUGCAAUUGAACAAUUACAAUUAAAUCAUCAAUCAUUACCAUACCUUGAAGAGGUUAGACCAUUAAUGGAAGGUACAUAUGGUUGUUGGGAAUUGGAUCAAAGUAAAUGUUUAAAAGAAGAUUCAAUCUAUUAUAAUGAUGUUAAUUUAGGUUUGGAUUGGAUAGUUGAAUCAUUCUUUAGAAAGAUAUUAAAUCUUAUAAACACUGACCAAAGCUUACUAUCAACUAGUGAAGACUAUCAAUGGUUAAAAGCAAUAGGUUCAGAAUUAUUUCUCAUUGGUUUAGAUACUGUAACAUUUAAAUACUUUCUUCAUUAUCAAAGAUUACAAGAAUGGGCAACAAUGGUUUUAACAUCAAUUUUAGCAGUUAAUUGUGUUAUACUCUUAAUCAUUUAUAUGGCUCUGUUUAGACCAUUUAUGAAUCAUCUUAGAAUUCAACAUAUUCAUACAUUAGCACUAUUACGUUUAGCUCCUGAUGAUAUCAGAUAUAUGGAAAUUAGUGAUAAAGCUAUUGAUGAAGAUUAA
Molecule: messenger RNA, 1116 nt
Organism: Dictyostelium discoideum AX4
Lineage: Eukaryota; Evosea; Eumycetozoa; Dictyosteliales; Dictyosteliaceae
Exons: 2
Coding region: 1-1116 (371 amino acids)
Source: RefSeq, a predicted model, not a curated record